AGAGCCGAGGCUCGCCCGUGGAAUAAUUGAUCCAAUCGAAACUCCGCUCGCUCCCGCCACGUUUUGUGCACCGACGCGACACUCUUUAUGUAAGCUCCCCGCGUUAAGGUCGCGCGCAUCUCGCCGCUCGAUCCGCGAGUUCCCAUACGGCGGCCAACAGUGUGUUCCGCGCCGUGAUUCACAGAAAAGGAGUACCACCUUGCCGCAUCGACCGUACGGGGAACGCGGACCGGCCGACCACGAUCGAGACAACGACGAGCAACAACAAGUGUCCUGGUUAAACGAUUCUCUCCGCCCCGCUUCUGCCCUCGCUUGGCACGCGCCAACUUCUUUACCGUAAUUUUCGUGGAACUUUACGCGCGACGCUUUCCGGCGUUGCUGCUUCGUUUUUAUUUCAAGGCCGCUUCGACUCGACUCGACCCGACCCGACCCGACCCGACCCGACACGACCCGACACGACCCGACACGACCCGAUCCGACCCGCCGUGCCACCGCUCCGCCGCUUUCACCGAGGAGGAGGAGCGGGUUAGCAGCCGACAACGGGACGCGACGCGAUGCCGUUCGAUAACAGCGACUGCCGUACCAUUGGAACGCGCCUCGACGGAGCCUGUUGAUACCGGGGGAUGAUAAUCCUCACCCAAGAUCGGUCGAUCUCGAACCGUGGAUCGCGAGCAUUCCGUAACAGCAACCCGUUACGCUCUCGCAAAUUUCACGGAAAACGAAAUCGAACGGCGUGAUCCUGCGGCGAGGGGACAAUUUUGGGAAAGAAGCGGUGGUUUCGGAACGCUAUGCUGCAAGUCGGAGACGAUGGGGCAUCGAGGCAGGAUUUACACGGUACCGGGAUGACGCUUCGGUUAACGGUUUGCGGUGGGGGUGUGGCCGUACACCUUCGCGAACGCCUACGCGGAACGUAGAACCGUGUAGCAUCGAUGCGGCUCGAGUCGAGCUGAGCCGGGCCGAGCCGUGCCGAGCCAAGUCGAGCCGAGCCAAGCCGAGCCUUGCCGCGCGCAAUCACGGGAUAGUCGCUCGAGGUAGACGCAGCGAACAGUCGGUCGGAGGUGCAUGAACCGCCGCGUGGCGCUGCCGUCGCUGUUGGCUUGCCACCACGGUUGCACCGACGCCGUUCGCCGUCGUCGACGACGACGCCGUCACCACCACCACCACCACCACCACCACCACCACCACCACCACCAUCGCCGCCACCACUUCUACCACCGUCGCGACCACCACCCCUCUCGCUGGCUGUCCGGUUGGUUUACGAUUCUGACAGUGGCCCGAGCGAGCGGUGACAAGGGAGCCAGCAGUCGUCAGUGCGCCGUCGUGCCGUGCACGGUGUCCGCGUGCCGUUUCUCUUUAAUGGUUCGACCGCGUGGCCGGCCAGCUGUCAAACGCGUAUCCACGGAGUUCGAUCGUCGGCGACGAGGUAGCCGCUUCCGGUUCUCGCGCGUACCGCGUUAUCCGAUAUCGAAGAUCGAUCUCGUCGGGAUGCAGUGAAGUGUUAUUCCUUUCGCCGAGACCCGAGAAGAAACGGGGUCGACCCGAAUUUGUUCGAGCUCGAACGAAAAGGUGUAGUUGCGCCGAGAUCGAUCGACCGAGGAAGGAAAAUGUGCGUCGUUUUGGUAGACCCGUCGAGGGGAUUUUGCCGCGCGACCGACCCCGCGACCGGCGCGCGCACGUGAACCGUUGACACCAUCAACAACGCGUCGCGCCGGGGGUUCGUCAGGGGUAGGAUAGCACCGACAGUCCCUGGAGGAAGCGUUCGCGAGGAGAGAUGACCGAGCUGGCGAAGGAAGCGUUCGCUUCUCGUAAUUACAGCCUCGCCGUCGAAAUGUACGAACGGAGCUUGAAGCAGCAAAGCCCCAGCUUCGAUAUGCUGGUCGGAUACGGGGAUUCGUUGGCCAAGUGCGGGAGGAUCAAGGAGUCUAUCGGUGUUUACUCGAGGUGUUCGGCGGUCGGAUCCGUCCCGGCGGACAAGCUGAAACACCUGGCCAAUGCCCUCCUGGAGGAGGUGGCAGGCGUCGCCACGACGAUCGCCGGCUCCAGGAGGAAGGUCGAGACGUCGUUCGCGUGUCCCUUUUGCGAGGGGACCUUGUGUCAGCCGGUUACCACCAACUGCGGCCAUACCUGCUGCAAGGCUUGCGUGGAACCUGGCAAAAACUGUCGCGUGUGCGGACAGAAGAUCGCCGCUGUGGGUGAGACCAAUGUGCUUGUGCAGAGGCUUGUGGAAAAGUGGUGGCCCCGCGAGGCGGAGGCCAGCAGGGCAAGGCACGAGGGUGACGCUUUCGUGAAAGAGGGACACUUGGGUCAAGCUCUCGAGAGGUACAACCUGGCGAUUCAUCUCGCGCCAAACAGCCCACUCCAUCUUAGCAACAGGGCUCACGUAUUGCUUUUGCUGAAUAGGCCUCAAGCGUCGCUCACCGAUGCCGAUCAUGCGGUUAGGCUACGACCGGAUUGGGGCAAGGGCCACUACAGAAGAGGGGUAGCUUUGUCGGCACUGGGUAGGCACGAAGAAGCGCUGUUCGCCUUUUGCAUCAGCGUUGCCAUCGAUAGGAAUCCCCAAGCUGUACGCCACGAAUUGAUCAAGGUGCUGUACAAAGUGCUGUCGGUCGGGCAUCGUCGUUACAAUGCGUCGUCCCGGGCUCCAUAUAAUUUGUCGGAGGGUGCGUCGCGCACGAGAAGUCGGCAUCAAUUGAUGAACCCGAAAAGAAAUCGUCGCGCAGUUAUUCAAGGUUCCGACUGCGAGGACAAUAGCAGCGGCGGCGAGGAAGAAUUCACGCAGACGGUUAGCAGGAGACUCUUGUCGACCGCAGCGCCACGCAACGGCAAGCUGCAGGCUGGCCUGGAUCGCGUGUACCAAGAUAUAGAAAAACUGAAAAGACUCGAAACAAGGCCCGCCGAAAUUCUUCUACCGCCCCUUUCUUGCGGCACUGCCGGCGAGUUGGAUUGCAUUCUCUGCUGUCGAUUAUUAUGGAAACCCGUAACGACGCCCUGCGGGCACACGUAUUGUUGGAUGUGUCUGGAUCGAUGCUUGGACUACUCGUCGGUUUGUCCUUUAUGCGUCACGUCUCUCGCCGAUUACUUGGCCAGCAGCCAAAAGACGGUUACGGACUUUGUGGAGAGAGCUUUGAAGACCGUGGCACCGGCGGAGUACGCGUCGAGGGCGACCAGCCACCGAUUGGAGCUCGCGCAGGGACUCGGCCUUUUGGACAGCGAACAGAUCGCAGUGUUCGUUUGUACCACCGCGUUCCCUUGCGUCGCGUGUCCUCUCUUCGUCUACGAGCCCAGAUACAGGCUGAUGGUCAGGAGAUGCGUGGAAAGCGGCGUUCGUCAAUUUGGCAUCGCGGCGUGUCUGAACAGGGAAGCGACGGGAACAAAGAGAUACGCGGAAUACGGCACCAUGCUCGAGAUUCGGGACAGGGUUCUGUUGAAAGACGGUUGCAGUAUCCUCAGUACAGUCGGUGGAAGGAGAUUCAGGGUUAUCUCCGGGGGUGAAAGGGACGGCUACGAUACCGCUCAAGUGGAAUUCUUGAGGGACGCGAUGGUACAGGAGGACCAACUGUUGAGCCUCUUGGAGCUACACGAUAAGGUGCGAGCGAAGGGCAGGCGAUGGUGGGACACGGUGUCGUCGUCGCAGCAAUCCGAGAUUCAACGGGUUUUCGGUCGGAUGCCGGACACCGAAGAGGAUUGGCCUCGUUUACCGGACGGGCCGUCCUGGACGUGGUGGUUGCUGGCGAUUUUACCGUUGGGGCCGCAGCUGCAGGUAGGGAUUCUCGGGACGACCAGCCUGGAAAAGCGAUUGAGGGCCAUCGAGAAGACCCUGGAUCACAUGGAGCAGAGGCAGUUGACGGUUGCUCCGGCGCCAUCGGAGGAAACGACCACUUCCUCCAGUAUAUGCCGAGACGGGGGUGGUAUCGCGGAGACGACGGUCUCCGUCAUACAGCAGUCCUAAGACGAAAAAUCAUGUUCCUCGGGGACACAUCGUUCGGAGAUCGUUACGCCGCGGCGAACAAAGGGGAUUCGACUUUCACUCGAUGUACAAAGUACUUGUGACGUAGGUUAUCGAAAAUUGCCACUUUUUACUCGAUAUUUAAUGUCCGGAAGCGGGGCGACGGGGGCUCCGCGGCUCGCGAUCGGUCGGGUUUCCGGUCCUCGUCGACCUCCGGUCUUUCUUCUUACACUUAAUCCCGUUGAUUACGUUUUAAUUCGAGUGCGCUCGGUACUCGCUAAACUUAUGCAUCCAAGCGCCUUAUCGACGGAACGAUAACGCGAUUACGAAAGGCGGGGCACGCGGGUUUUACGGGGCACCGGAUCGCGUUCGUCGCGAUUCGCGAUUCGUUUCCACCUCGCGGAGAUCGUGGCUCGUCCGACGGAUCCGCUAAAUCGUUUCACAAAUAUUUCUCUUUGCUCUCUCGAUUUCAUUCGUUUCUUCUUCUUAAUAAUUUUUUUAUAAUUUUUACAAAACUUAAUUCUCCUUCCACGCCUAUUUGAAACAACUUCCGCGCAUUCGCGUUUUAAAGUACGCCACGAUCUUCGAGAGGACAAUGGUUGGAACUUCCGGAUGCGAACAGCGACGAGAUCUCAGACUCUCCGUGUAAAACUCCCGAAGAAUCGCGACGUUUAAAUUUAUGCUACCGCGUCUAUUGAAAAAUGAACGUUAUUACGUAUGUGUAGACUUUGGUCUUGAAAUCUACGUUUACCUAUGAAUUAUCUAUACGAAUUGAGAUAACUCGAGCAACAACCAUUUAUUUAAUCCUGCAUCGCAUUUCUCCACGUAGAAAUUCACGCUGGUCGUUGCUCAAACUCCCUACAGACUAUAACGAUCGCAGCGAACCUGUAAGUUUCAUAGACUCAUCGCGCCGAAUCGACGCGAUGUUUCUGCGAAUCUUCGAGUCGAAGUAUCUUGCUGCUCGAGCGUACUCUGUUUCGACCAAUAAAAUCACACGUUUCGUGUACGUGUCUCGCAUUCGAAAGCUCCAACCGUAGGUAAAAAAUAUAAUAGUGUAGCACGGGGCCCCGCAAACGUCGGAUAAUCGGCGAUUAUUCGAUCAGAAAUUUGUCCCGUUCCAAAAAGUCACAUAUCCCGUACGAAAGUUAUCGUUCGCCUCGGUAAGGCGUCGCGAUUCUCUAUGCGCUGUUGCAAUACGCAAAUCUGUUCUUCCAAAAUAAUCUAUAUACAUAUAUCAAUAUGUAUACACAUACGUUUACGUAUACAUGUAUCUACGAGCAUGUAAUACGACACGUUGCAAUCAGAGGUACGCGCGUCGUUUCACGCUUACGUUUCGAUCGUACCCCGACUUGAAAUUUUGUACCUUCUAACGAAUCGCGUGGAUAUACAUAUACUCGUACGCAGGGUGUCCUGUUCAAGUAGAGAAAACAAAAGUAUCUCGUAAACGAUCGAAGACGCGAACGAUUUGUUAUUUUAAGCGACGAAUCGUGUGAACGGAUUCAUUGUAUACAUCGUAGUAGAGACAUCUUUUUAUACGUAUAAAAUUGCUGGAAACAUU
This is a messenger RNA of Megalopta genalis, 5504 nucleotides long. Its product is annotated as LON peptidase N-terminal domain and RING finger protein 3. Gene Ontology annotation, molecular function: ubiquitin protein ligase activity; metal ion binding; protein binding. Lineage: Eukaryota; Metazoa; Arthropoda; Insecta; Hymenoptera; Halictidae. The record is from RefSeq and is a predicted model, not a curated record.